CAAGACAAUAGUGAGUGCCGUCGAGUAUUUUUAGGAACAACUUUCAAUAAUUAUACAAAAUAGAAAACCAUAUGCUUGACAUGGCCUAUCUUGAUGGUCGUUUCGCGGUAAGAAUAAGACCAGACUUUAACAACAAAGAUCUAUAAAAGUAAUAAAACCGCAUCCAUUGGGUGCGAACGCCGUCAGACUUCAAGACAAUCUGAAUUAUCUGAUAGAAAUCGGUAUUUUUAUUAUGGUUAAUUGUUCAAACAUUCCGAAACAAUUAACCCUUUGUCGUAGGUUAUGAUGAUUGGUUAUUAAAUAAGAGUCGGUUCCGGUGACUCCAUAUGCGUUUCUUCUGUGCUAUAAACGUCAACGUUAUGAUUAUUUGCUUUGUCCGUCUUUCUUCCAUUGCUUGUGCGUUUAGCUUGUCGUUUACAGCGUGAAUUUCCCGCUAUUUUCAAUAUGGCUGGUGUCAUACUGGAGACUGUAUCUAAUAAACAACUUAUACUGUUCACUUUGGUCCUGUUUGGCAUACAAAUCAUGUUCUUUAUUAUUGGUGGUACGUUAGCACCACAUCCAACUAGUGCCAUGCAGCACAGAGCAACAGUAUGCAAGGAUUCGAAAAGAGGUCAAGGUGAUGAAUGGUUUGUCCGUGGGGAAAAUUGCCAAGAAAUUGAUUUAACACAUGCAGGUGUCACACCGGAUCAUAUUGUAUUUACUGUACUUAUCCCACACAAAGGGCUGGACAUGUCGAGAUGGCAUCAGUUCCUUGUUGGUGUCAUGUCGCUUGACAUAACUACCAAAAAUAAAAAACGACUCGAUCAUCCGAUUGUAACGAUGGACAUGCGUCUUGGCGCGAGAGAUAAAACGGACAGUUCAUGGAAACAGCUAGCAAAGUCGAGAGAACAACGGGAUCAUACUUGUGAACAGGAUGAAGGUGGUAUUUGGGAUUGUGAUGAAAUGCCUGCAUUUGAAUUGGGUAGUGUUCAUUAUGAUAAUUAUUUGAUAAACAUCAGGUUACCUUAUGGUAAGGGAUAUAACGAAGAUUUUGGUCAAAUAUAUUCAGUAAAUAUUGUGGAAAUUCAUCAAAAUGGGGGGUUUACGAGAAUGUGGUUUGGCCUGAAAACUGUUUUAGCACCUCUGUUGAUUGCUGCUGUCGUCUGGUUUAGGAGAAGAAUCAAUCGUCUUGCUAGGAGACCAUUUUUAUUUGAGACUACCAUAUUUUGGCUUGGUUUUACAAUUGCUAUUCUUGAUUUUCCACUGGAAUGGUUUACAUUGUGGAUUGAUAUGCCAUUCAUGUUGAUAAUCAGUGAUAUUAGGCAAGGAAUAUUUUAUGCAACCUUGCUCUCCUUCUGGCUGAUUUUUGCUGGAGAACAUGUCAUGGACAACACUGAAAGAAACAAUCUAAAAAUGUACAGAAAAGAAAUUGUGGCUAUCGGAAUCGGUGCUCUUUCUCUUCUUAUUUUUGAUCUAUCCGAGAGGGGGGUUCAACUCAGCAAUCCUUUCCAUAGCAUUUGGUCAAGUGAAAGUGGGAAGAAACUAGGCAUGGCAUUCUUAAUAUUUGCCGCAAUUUGUGCUUGCCUUUACUUCUUGUUCUUCCUGUUGAUGAUGUUAAAAGUUUUCUGGCAUAUCAGUGGCAAAAGAUCAGAAUUUUCCAGAAUGGCUGCUGGACGAAGAGUUGCAUACGAGGGUGCGUUUUAUCGAUUCAAGUUUCUUUUGGCGUUCACUAUAAUCUGUGCUGGAUUAACAAUUGCUUUCUUCAUUGCAACAAAUGUGAACGAAGCACACUGGAAGUUUGGUGAAAAAGGGACAAUUGAAAUUUCCAGUGCAUUUAUUGCUGGUAUAUACGGCCUUUGGAACAUCUAUAUUUUUGCAAUACUGAUUCUUUAUGCUCCAUCCUCGUCGGCAAUGGGUCCUCCUAGCACACUCGAGCUUGACGAUGUGGCUGAUGAAGACACAAAUUUAUCUGAUACGCAGCGUUUUAUAACUCAACCUGUGAAUGGUGAAACAUCCCUGAUUUAUUCUAUUGCUGGCAAAGGAAGUAUUCAGUAGUUGUUUGCUAUUUGUACAAGUAAAACAAGCAAUAAUUCUGCUACAUAAUGACUGUAAAUAUGUUAUAUGUAACGAUUCGAUUAUAUGAUUAUUACCAGAACAGAUCGAACCUUUGGCUUUGUCUUCAUAAUUUGAACUUCCGCAGUCCUGUGUAGGCGUAUAGGCCUAAAAAUUUCGGUAAUAAUUUAGGAGAGAACCUAUAUAUUCGUGGAACAGUCUCACAAUUAUUCCCACUGUUAAAUAAUACUUCGAUUUAAAAAAACG
Messenger RNA from Dendronephthya gigantea, 2298 nucleotides. Its product is annotated as protein wntless homolog A-like. The record is from RefSeq and is a predicted model, not a curated record. The transcript has 12 exons. Gene Ontology annotation, molecular function: Wnt-protein binding. NCBI's taxonomy places the organism in Eukaryota, Metazoa, Cnidaria, Anthozoa, Malacalcyonacea, Nephtheidae. Bases 445 to 2034 code for a protein of 529 amino acids. Gene Ontology annotation, biological process: intracellular protein transport; Wnt signaling pathway; Wnt protein secretion. Gene Ontology annotation, cellular component: organelle membrane; endomembrane system.